AUGCGUCGCUUUUUUCAGUGUACAACGCAGGCGCUGCGCGAGCGCCUGCUCAUGCCGCUGAGACAGUUGACAUGGGCCGAGGUGCUGGUCGCCGUGUCUGUUGGUGUGCUGGGCGGCACCUUUCCGGUACCCCUCGUGACAUCGCUGGUCACGCUGAUUAUUGGGUAUUACGUACGAUGCACUACAGCCGAGCUAGUACUUGGCUCUACGGCAAACCUAUUCUGCACUCCCCUCCAGUUUGCGCUGCUCCCCUCGUUUGCGCGCUUCGUAGGGUCUCUUACGGAGGAGGACGUCACCGCCUUCACUGCCCACGCGCUCCAGGAGUCCCUCCGGGUGGGCUAUGCCACCUUCCUCUCUUCCUGUGGUCGAAUGAUUUUCUACGCAACUAUUGGGUGGUUCCUCGUUUCAACUCCGAUCGUCCUCGUUCUCCGCUUCGCUCAGCAGUGCAUCGGACAUCGUCAGUCGCAGGAGAUGACGAAGUGA
Messenger RNA from Leishmania braziliensis MHOM/BR/75/M2904, 483 nucleotides. RefSeq lists its product as hypothetical. Lineage: Eukaryota; Euglenozoa; Kinetoplastea; Trypanosomatida; Trypanosomatidae. The transcript has a single exon. The record is from RefSeq and is a predicted model, not a curated record. The coding region runs from base 1 to 483 and encodes 160 amino acids.